UAAGUCCGGAGAAACCUUGGAAUAACUCAGAUCUACUUUCAUUUUGCAAAGAUGAAGUUGUAGCGGGAAACAUUCGGUUGUCAGUAUAAAGAUAAGCUUGCAAAUGAAUAGUAACAGUGAUUAUAGUGUAUUUAAUACAUUCCCUCAGCCUCCAGCAGAGAAUGUGGUCACACUGUGUGAACAGAAUGGCCAACUUAUGACAUCACAGGCUGAAAAAAUGGCAGGAUCUAAAAUGCAAGGAUAUCCAGUUGUUGUUAUAUCACAUGAUCAUCAUAAAAGUUUGUCAGGAAGAGAAAAUGCUAAAUCAGCAUUCCUUCCUCAUGAUGAAACAGUUUGGAAAAGAGCUAUGCAUGCAUGGUAUGAGAUGGGCCUCUCAGGUGUCUUUCAAGAAGUAGUCAACAGUAGUGGGGAAGUACCACCAUGGACUUCUGAUUUAGCAAAGAAAACUUUGACCUUGGUUAGAUGGACCAGCUCUCUACAUGGAUCAUUAUUUCCUCACCUUUCUAUGUCAAAUGAAGAUAUGAUCUGUAAAUUCUCCAGAAUACAUGAUUGGAAGAGGAGUCCAGUUCAUGCAUUUUCCUGGCAUCCACACACAGUUAAGUUUGCCUAUGCCUUACAGGAUGAUUCCAUCAAUGUACAUAUGGGCAAGAGUGAUCUGGUACCUGUACUGAAACAUAAACUACAGAAAAAUGUGGCAGAUUUAUCUUGGCAACCCCAGUCAGCUUCAGUUUUAGCAGUAGCAUGUCAAUCUUGUGUGUUGAUAUGGCACGUAGAACCUACAUCUUUAGCAACUAGACCCUCGACAAGUUCAGUUCAGGUUUUACAACAGAAUAGUCAUACUCCAGUAACCUGUCUAGCCUGGGAUCCUAAUGGUAGAAUUCUUCUGUCAUCCUCCCCUGUCGAUACUGCUAUCAUGGCCUGGGAUGUUGCUAUGGAAACAUGUACACCUUUAAGACGUGUAGGGGGUGGUGGUGUAUCGUUACUGAAAUGGUCACCAGAUGGCAGUAAAGUAUUUUCAGCAACACCAUCACAUUUGUUUAGAGUAUGGGAGACAACUAAAUGGAGUUGUGAAGUAUGGACCAAAUGUACAGGCAGAAUUAAGACAGCUUGUUGGAGUCCAGAUGGAAGCAUUUUGCUGUUUGCCACAGAAAACGAACCAAUCAUAUAUUCCUUGUCAUUUUCCACUGCACAAGAUGAAAGAAAGGCUGUAAUUGGUGGAUCACAUUCAGCAAUAGCUGCUGUGGACAUAUCAGAAGUCACAUUACAAGGAGCUGAUGGCAAAGAUUUCAAAACAGGAGGUUUAGUACAUAGCAUGGUUUGGGACCAGACAGGUGAAAGAUUAGCAGUAUUACUUCAGGAUAAUGGUGGACAUAUAAAGAGACAAAUUGUAUUGUUCAGGACAAAAGUUGAUCUGGUGCUGGAAAUAACUCCAUGUGGCUUUGUACAAGGAGAACCAACAGCUAUCCCACAUCACAUAUCAUUUCAACCUAAAUAUGACAAUGGUGCUAUUCUGUCUGUGAUAUGGUCUACAGGGAACCUUACAUACAUCCCUUUAUACUUUGUUCCAAGCAGAGAUGUAGAGUUUCACCAGUUCCAGCACACAUCAACAAACAUGAAUGGACAGAUUCUUUCACCAUUGCAGUCUUGAUGAUUUAAAUCAGAACUGUAUUUUGUACAUUUUUGUCUGAAUUGCUAACAUUUUUGUAAACAUGCAUGAAGCAAUAUACAUUUCAUUUUCAA
Mytilus trossulus (common blue mussel) is the source of this 1740-nucleotide messenger RNA. RefSeq names its product aladin-like. The coding region runs from base 104 to 1648 and encodes 514 amino acids. The transcript has 16 exons. The record is from RefSeq and is a predicted model, not a curated record. Gene Ontology annotation, biological process: nucleocytoplasmic transport. NCBI's taxonomy places the organism in Eukaryota, Metazoa, Mollusca, Bivalvia, Mytilida, Mytilidae. Gene Ontology annotation, cellular component: nuclear pore. Gene Ontology annotation, molecular function: protein binding.